AUGGGGUCCGUUUCCAGUCCAAAUGGUGCAAGCAGCACCGUCGCUCUCGUGGUCUCUGAACACAACGGGCCUUUCGAAGUUAAAGAAGUACAACUGAAUGAUAUGCGACCCGAUGAGAUUGUGGUCCGCAUGAUAGCAACGGGUGUCUGCCAUACAGAUGUGGCCACUUCCAUAGGCCACAGAGGUCCUGGACUACCUGCAAUCCUCGGCCAUGAAGGUUCUGGAGUUGUUGAACAAGUCGGUUCUGAGGUGAAACAUGUGGCUAUAGGCGAUCAUGUGCUUCUGUCCUUCAACUACUGUGGGAAUUGCACGCCCUGCCGUCGCGGGAACCCAUCAUACUGUCGAAAAGGGCCCCAUUUGUGUUUUGGCGGCUCCCGCUUGGACGGAAGCAAGCCAUUCUCUCUCAAUGGCACCGACAUCAACUCAUCCUACUUUGGCCAGUCUUCUUUCGCUGCUCGCUCGGUUGUGAGCGGGGUCUGCGCGGUAAAGAUCCCUUCAAAUGUCCCGCUUGACAUUCUUUGCUGUCUAGGCUGCGGGGUCCAAACGGGGGCUGGUACCGUCUUGAAUCUUCUCAAGCCCACCGUGGGAGCAUCGAUUGCAGUAUUCGGUGUCGGUUCAGUCGGUCUGGCGGCGAUCAUGGCGGCGGCCAGAUUUACACCUGCCACAAAGAUCAUUGCUAUUGAUAUCGUGGAUUCCCGACUGGAACUUGCUUCAGAGCUGGGAGCAACACACACGAUCAAUUCGAAAGGAAAAGAUGUGGUUGCACUGAUCAAAGCCGCCACCAACGGCGAGGGUGUCGACUGUGCACUUGAUGCGACCGGGAUCGUUGCUGUCAUUGAGUCCAUGAUCGCAGCAGCAGCAAAUAACGGAACAGUGGCAACAGUCGGAGGAGCGCCAAAGGGGGUUUUCGUCAACAUUGAAGCGGCGUCCUGGAUAGGUAGAAACGUCAGCUAUGUGGGCUCAUGUCAAGGUUCUUCAUUUCCACAAACGUUCCUUCCUGCCCUUGUCGACUUCUGGAGGCAGGGCCGGUUUCCCAUAGAUCGCCUUGUCACCAAGUAUCCCUACAGGGAAAUCAAUCAAGCGAUCGAUGAUAUGCAUCAUGGGAAAUGCAUAAAACCAGUCUUGAUAUGGGAGUGA
Molecule: messenger RNA, 1137 nt
Organism: Cladophialophora psammophila CBS 110553
Lineage: Eukaryota; Fungi; Ascomycota; Eurotiomycetes; Chaetothyriales; Herpotrichiellaceae
Exons: 2
Coding region: 1-1137 (378 amino acids)
Molecular function (GO): oxidoreductase activity; zinc ion binding
Source: RefSeq, a predicted model, not a curated record